GGUUUUACUGGCACAAGCUGGCAGAAGGGGGGGUGGCUGUGAUCUCCCACCACGCUCAGGAUUUGGGCAUCUGAGGUGUUGGCGGCGCAGGCCGUGUGUCGCUUUUGGGAAGCAGAAACAGUGAGGGGCACGGAGUCGAGACGUGUGACGGACUCUCGGGCCACACCAGCGGAGCGACGUGAGCAAAGAAAGAAGGGCAGGUAAACAUGCAGCCAUAGCCGAGGCAACGCCCCCCGCCCCCCUUCCCGGUGUCUCAUCAUUUUGAUGCUUCUCCACCCCCCCCGGUGUUGCCAUGGAGACGGUUGUCAUCGUAGCGAUUGGCGUGCUGGCCACCAUCUUCCUGGCGUCGUUUGUGGCCCUGGUGGUCGUCUGCAGACAGCGCUACUGCCGCCCCGCCGACCUGCUGCAGCACUUCAACUCCAAGCCCACAGUGGAUCUCAUCAGCGCCAUGGAAACCCAGAGUGAGCCCUCAGAGCUUGAACUGGACGACGUGGUCAUCACCAACCCUCACAUUGAGGCCAUCCUGGAGAACGAGGACUGGAUCGAGGACGCCUCGGGUCUCGUCUCCCACUGCAUCGCCAUCCUCAAGAUCUGCCACACCCUGACCGAGAAGCUGGUUGCUAUGACGAUGGGGUCAGGCGCCAAAGUCAAAGCCCCGGCGAGUCUCAGUGACAUCAUCAUGGUGGCCAAGAGGAUCAGCCCCCGGGUGGACGACGUGGUGCGAUCGAUGUACCCGCCGCUGGACCCUAAGCUGCUUGAUGCCAGGGCCACAGCUCUCCUGUUAUCAGUCAGCCACUUAGUUCUGGUGACCAGGAAUGCCUGCCACAUGUCCGGGGCGAUGGACUGGAUCGAUCAGUCACUCAACGCAGCCGAGGACCACAUCACCAUCCUGCGGGAAGCUGCCCUGGCGUCGGAGCCCGAGCGAAACCCAUUGACGUGCGAUUCCUUUCUCCAGCAGCAGUCGGCCAUUUAGUGGGAGCCUGAAGUCGAGACCCCAGAGAGUGGACCCGGUGGGCCUCGCAACUCCUCGUUGCACCCGUCCAUAGCUAGCAGCGUCCAGUUUGCCAACUUUGAUGACUUCCAGUUUCUCCCGCCGAGCCUGAUGCCCGCUGGACACUUGUGAAGGGUCUUUCGAAACUAAGCAUGAGCGCCAUCUUGUGGUCAAAAUGCCAAGGACUACCAUCCACUCCAAUUCGUCCUGCAGAAUCUGAGAAGGGUGGGCUGACCACUGGAGGGGCUUGGGGUGCAGAGGACCUGGUGGCAAAGCGGGGGGGGGGCAUUUGAAGGUGAAACCUCAUUUGACACUCCAGAGUGGGCCGAGCUUCCCAGGUGAUGUUCUUCAGUGCCACCGUCAUCCAGUUCUGAUGUCAACUUGCUGUCACCCCCUGCAGGAGAAACUCCAGUAAAAGCCAAGGUUCUGCCACAAGAUGGUGCUCCGUGACCUGUUCAUGGACUCCGUGGGUGCCCCUGGUGGGGGGCUAAGAGGCGGACCCCCUUGUCUCGACAGGACACUCCCAGGAUGCCGCUCAGCUGCUCCUUUCUUUUUCUUUUUGUUUUUUCUUGUUACGCAGACAGAGAAUGUCGCCCUCCAGUGACUCCUUUGUGUAACUGCAGCUAAUCCUCUCCGCGUUUGCCGUUCUUCUCCAUUCCUGCUCACCCAGUUGUAUUUUUUCCUUUUUUUAGCACAUAAAGGACUGAGUGCCGACGCGCGAUGGCGUUGUGUGUUUCUUGGGCCUGCGCUGCCUGCCAUCAUGGGCU
This is a messenger RNA of Erpetoichthys calabaricus (reedfish), 1758 nucleotides long. RefSeq names its product transmembrane protein 98 (gene tmem98). The record is from RefSeq and is a predicted model, not a curated record. The transcript has 7 exons. Bases 293 to 973 code for a protein of 226 amino acids. NCBI's taxonomy places the organism in Eukaryota, Metazoa, Chordata, Cladistia, Polypteriformes, Polypteridae. Gene Ontology annotation, cellular component: endoplasmic reticulum.